CACAGGCGCACUCACACAUUCGAACACAAAUCAGCUGACAGAGAUAAACAGAGGCUCCGUUUAAUAGAACACCACAGGAGAGUAGACUGCAUACGGUCGAAGGAAAGCAUUAAAGAUGUCUAACCCAAGAGUUGUUGUCGUUGGAUCGUGUAUGACUGAUCUUGUAAGAUAUACCCCAAGGCUUCCCAAACCGGGUGAAACAAUCCAUGGACAUCGGUUUAGUGUUGGAUUUGGUGGUAAAGGGGCCAACCAAUGUAUUGCUGCGAGGAGACUUGGUGCAUCGACAGCCAUGGUGGCAAUGGUGGGUGAUGACUCCUUCGGCCAGAACUACUUACAGAACUUUAAAGAUAAUGGAGUUGAUAUAACACAUGUUGGAGUGACCAAAGAUGCAGCAACAGGAGUAGCACCCAUUGCUGUUGAUGAUUCAGGUGAAAAUUGUAUAAUCAUAGUAGCUGGAGCAAAUUUGAAGAUGACCAAAGAGAAAGUCGAGGCAGCAGAAAGCAUGAUAAAAAGUUCAUCUGUGUUAGUUUGUCAGGGAGAGAUUACUAUGGAAGCUACUUUGGCAGCACUGGUUAUGGCUCGAAAGCACAAGGUCAAAACAUUGAUGAAUGCAGCACCAGCUGAUUCAAGCUUGGAUCCCAACAUCAUUCAGAACUCUGAUGUUUUCUGUGUAAAUGAAACUGAGGCUGAAGUGCUAACGAGCAUCUGCAUAAAGAAUGUAAAAGAUGCUGAGCGUGCAGCAGAGGAGCUUUUGUCUCGAGGAUGUGGCAGUGUCAUUAUUACCCUGGGAGGAGAAGGGGCUCUUUAUUCUGCUAGCAAUAGUCAUAUACAUGUGUCAGCAGAGAAAGUCACUCCUGUAGAUACCACUGGUGCUGGAGAUGCCUUUGUUGGUGCCCUAGCCUAUUUCAUGGCCUGUUACCCACAACUAGACAUGGUAGAGAUGAUACGAAGGUCCUGCAAAGUGGCCACUGUGUCAGUACAGGCUCCUGGAACACAGAGCAGCUAUCCUGCCAGGGAUAAACUACCUAAUGAAAUCUUUGUUUAGGCUUGCAUAUUGUUAUAUAUUGUUCAGUAUUUUUUCAUGAUGAGAUUGAGCAUGCAGGUGUAUGGUGUAUGUGUUGUGUGUAGGGUGAAAUGUAUGUGGUGUAUAUACCAUUCAAGAGUGUGCAUGCAUGCAAUUGGUUUAUGGUAAUGAAUAGGUUUGGCUUCAUAGCAGUUAUCCAGAGAAAAUGUAACAUCUUGCAAGAAAAAUGUUUGUUGAAAUUUACAGCCUCUCCAUUCCAGCAAACCGUUUGGUGUAGAAAUAAACAAAAUGGAUUAUUAUUCCACCAAUAGAUAACUAUGUAAGCUCAAAUCUUUUUUUCAGAGCUGUAUGGUUUCCAUCAUAUACAGAACUUAAUUUAACACUGUGGUAGAGCCUGGGGAACACAAAUUCGAAAUGAAUAUUAGAUAUCCAUAAGAAAACUCAUAUAGGAAGCCAUGUUAAAAUCUCGUAGGUAUUUUUCUUCAUAUUUUUCUUUUUUAUUCAUAGAUAGCAAUACAAUUUCUUUGAUUAAAGAUUGACAAAUAUACAUGUUUAUUUUUUGUUAAAUAUAUAUGAGUUUUAUUUUGUUAUUCUCUUGUGCACACAUGAUGAAAAUGCUGAAGAAUCAUAUUGUAAUUCAUCUCAGGGUUUAUUCCACAUAUAAUGUUCUGUAUUUUUUAUCAAUAAAGGUAACUUUUUUU
This is a messenger RNA of Penaeus vannamei (Pacific white shrimp), 1725 nucleotides long. Lineage: Eukaryota; Metazoa; Arthropoda; Malacostraca; Decapoda; Penaeidae. The record is from RefSeq and is a predicted model, not a curated record.